Molecule: messenger RNA, 929 nt
Organism: Apis dorsata (giant honeybee)
Lineage: Eukaryota; Metazoa; Arthropoda; Insecta; Hymenoptera; Apidae
Exons: 5
Coding region: 284-904 (206 amino acids)
Source: RefSeq, a predicted model, not a curated record
UAAUGAUGAUAAUGAUGAUGAAAAUAAUGAUAUUGAUAUUAAUAAAUUUGAAAUUAGAAAAAAACGUAAUAUUAUUUUGGGAAAUGAUGAACGAUUUAAACUUGAUAAACGUUUUAUAGAAGAUGAUCAAAAAUUAAAUAAAAAUAUUACUACAAAUAAUGAUGAAAUUGAUUUAUUAAAAGAAAAGCAAUUACAAUUAGAUAUAUUAGAAAAUAUUUUGGGAGUGCCAAUUACUUUAAAAAAUGAAAAUAUAAAUAAGGAUGUAAAACUUUUAAAAAAAGGAAUGAUUAGAUAUGAUCCUACAAAAAAUGAUCAUAAAGAAUAUGAAAUUAAUACAGAGAAAUCUAAAUCAGAAACCAAGAAAAAUAAAAAAAAAAAUAAAAUUAAUAGUAAAGUCUUGAAUGAAAAUCCAUCUAUAGAGGUGUCUAAAAAUAUAUAUUUUUCAAUAUCAGAUUCAUUAUCAAAAAGUUUCAAAGAAGAAGAACAAUUUAGUUUGCUAAAUAUAUAUAGAAAAAAAAUAGAUAAGGAAAAAAGUAAUGAUAAUGAUAAUGAUAAUGGUAAUGUGUCAAAUAUGUCAUUAAAAUCUGAAAAGAUUCAUUUUGAUUUUAAUUCAAAGAAACUAUUUAAAUACGAUUCUUCUGAUGAUGAAGACAAUAAUAAACAAGAAUAUAUAAAUAAUGAACAAUAUAUACACCAUGAAAUUAAAGAUAUAAAUAAAUUUUUCUUUGAUAUUAAUGAUAUUCGUUUUAAUGAGGCAGAAAAUUUUUUUUCAAAAGAACAUGUAUCAGAAGAUACAUUUAAAGAACUUAGACAAGAAUUAAAACAAAUUAUACGCUCAAAAAUUCGAAAAAAUUUGAAAAAGAAACAACCUUGGGGAUAUAAAAAGAAAAUAAAAAAUCUUUAAUGUGUAUUUUUAUUAAGAUUUUAAA